AUGAAUGAUGAAUGCCAGCUUUUUGAGGCACCGCUCCUUGAAGAUGUCCUGGAUACUACCAAGGCUAGUGGACCCCUGAGUCAUAAAACCAAAGGCCAGAAUCACCACUUUGCCUGUAAUUUUAAUAGACGCAUAGCAAAUCAGUGUGAGAGUAGGAAAGACCUCAUCGGUGUCAUUCUGAACCACACCCAAAGUGCAGAAGAGCUCCUGAAACGCAGGAAGGUUCGACACGAGGAUAUAUUGAAGUACCUAAUUAAUCAGGGUGUCGUUGUUUCUACUUCGUCAGACAAACAACAACUUAUUACUGUAGUUUUGGAGUAUUGGAGUACAUCAGAAGCCCAAAGAAGAGGAUGUUCUGAAAUCCUAAAAUCAUUAAGCUGUGAUAAUUUGCUUGGACUGAAGGACACUAUAGUCAGUGGGUUGACUACAGUAGACCUCAUCGGUAUCAUUCUGAACCACAGCCAAAGUGCAGAAGAGCUCCUGAAACGCAGGAAGGUUCGACACGAGGAUAUAUUGAAGUACCUAAUUAAACAUGGUGUCGCUGUUUCUACAUCGUCAGACAAACAACAACUUAUUACUGUAGUUUUGGAGUAUUGGAGUAAUUCAGAAGUGGAUAGAGAGCCAUUAAUAUCUGAAGCAGAUCUGGAACUUCGGGACCAAACAGUGAUGGAAGAACUGGAGAGACAAGUGGAGCAAUUGCGAAGGCAACAGCAAAUGCUGAAUCUACCACAGGGUGCAACUGCCAUGGACUUGAACAUAAAUGUGAAUAUUUCACAGAAUUAGCGAGUGGUUGUUGGAGUCUCAGAAGGUGAACAAGUAGGCAAGGAGUCUGCGAAUGGUUCUUCCAGCUUCUGAACUCUCAGAAUUCUUCCUUUGGACAACAGGCAAAAGAGUGAGGCCUACAGCACUUUCAGGACGAUGCAAUCCUUCACUUUACCUAUUGUGUUUUUGAACAGCGCUUUGGGCUCAUCCACACACCAAUCUGAGUAAACAACUGGAAAAUCAGGGUAUAUUAAUCUUCAGAUGAAAGCUUUUUUAUGGUCAGCUUGUAAUUAUGCAACCCAGUGUAUCUUUUCAGAUGACGGAACUACAAACAUGUAACAAUGAAUUAAAUGCACUUCUGAAGUAAUUUGAUUUGGAAAUCAUUUUCAGCUUUAUAGCCUGAAAGGAUUUGAAAUUUGUUUGGAUUUAUGUAAUGGGUGGACAUUUUCCUGCAUAGAUGACACUAGAUAAUAAAA
Mobula hypostoma (lesser devil ray) is the source of this 1238-nucleotide messenger RNA. RefSeq lists its product as uncharacterized. The record is from RefSeq and is a predicted model, not a curated record. The coding region runs from base 1 to 783 and encodes 260 amino acids. Lineage: Eukaryota; Metazoa; Chordata; Chondrichthyes; Myliobatiformes; Myliobatidae. The transcript has 6 exons.